This is a messenger RNA of Urocitellus parryii (Arctic ground squirrel), 1939 nucleotides long. RefSeq names its product E74 like ETS transcription factor 3 (gene Elf3). Gene Ontology annotation, molecular function: DNA-binding transcription factor activity, RNA polymerase II-specific; sequence-specific DNA binding. Gene Ontology annotation, cellular component: nucleus. Gene Ontology annotation, biological process: cell differentiation; regulation of transcription by RNA polymerase II. The record is from RefSeq and is a predicted model, not a curated record. Lineage: Eukaryota; Metazoa; Chordata; Mammalia; Rodentia; Sciuridae.
AAUAUGUUACGGGCCAAGACUAUUUUAGGGCUUGUCUAGAUGCCUCCUCAUAUCCCCAGCCUAGUGUUUAGCAUAUCAGCUGAGACCAGUAGCCUUGUUCUGUAUUAAAACCCUGUAACAUGGAUGAGCCCAGUAAAUACGAAGGGUCCUGGAAGCCAAGGCUGGGAGUGCUUCCUCUGCAGCCUUCUCUGUCGCACUUGCUUUGUAGCCUCAUGGCUGCAACCUGUGAGAUUAGCAACGUUUUCAGCAACUACUUCAGUGCUAUGUACAGCUCCGAGGACCCCAGCUUGGCCUCUGCUCCCCCUGCUGCCACCUUUGGGGCUGAUGACUUGGUGCUAACCCUGAGCAACCCACAGAUGUCGCUGGAGGGGACAGAGAAGGCCAGCUGGUUGGGGGAGCAGCCCCAGUUCUGGUCGAAGGCCCAGGUUCUGGACUGGAUCAGCUACCAAGUGGAGAAGAACAAAUACGAUGCCAGCUCCAUUGACUUCUCUCGGUGUGACAUGGACGGGGCCACCCUCUGCAACUGUGCCCUUGACGAGCUGCGUCUGGUCUUUGGGCCUCUGGGGGACCACCUCCAUGCCCAGCUGCGGGACCUCACUUCCAGCUCUUCUGACGAACUCAGCUGGAUCAUUGAGCUGCUGGAGAAGGACGGCAUGGCUUUCCAGGACACCCUAGGAGACCCYGGCCCCUUUGAUCAGGGAAGCCCCUUCACCCAGGAGCUGCUGGAAGACGCCCACCAGGCCAGCCCCUACUACGCAGGCAGCUAUGGCGCAGGAGCCCCCUCCCCUGGCAGCUCUGACGUCUCCACCGCAGGGACCGGUACUUCCCAGAGCCUCCAUUCCUCAGACUCCGGUGGAAGUGACGUGGACCUGGACCCCACUGACAGCAAGCUCUUCCCCAGAGAUGGAUUUCCUGACUAUAAGAAGGGGGAAAGCAAGCACGGAAAGCGGAAACGGGGCCGCCCACGGAAGCUGAGCAAGGAGUACUGGGAGUGCCUGGAGGGCAAGAAGAGCAAGCACGCCCCCAGAGGCACCCACCUGUGGGAGUUCAUCCGGGACAUCCUCAUCCACCCUGAGCUCAACGAAGGCCUCAUGAAGUGGGAGAACCGGCACGAGGGUGUCUUCAAGUUUCUGCGCUCUGAGGCCGUGGCCCAACUGUGGGGCCAAAAGAAAAAAAACAGCAACAUGACCUAUGAGAAGCUUAGCCGGGCCAUGAGGUACUACUACAAACGAGAGAUCCUGGAACGGGUGGAUGGCCGCCGACUGGUCUACAAGUUUGGCAAAAACUCCAGUGGCUGGAAGGAAGAAGAGGUGGUUCAGAGUCGGAACUGAGGAGCUGAACUAGACCAGGACCAAACUCAUGGACUUGGACUGAGGCCUGCAGCCCUCCUGGAGGCCAGGCAGGCUUGGAAGCCCCUCCAUUUGGAUGUGCUCCCUGCAGGGCUGUGGAGAAGCCGAAGUCUGGUGUGUGGUCAGGCCUGUCCUGGAGCGGGGCCUGCAGCCUCUCCUCUCUCCUCCUUCUGGAAUUAUAAGCCCUGGGGUUUGAAGCGACUUGCUCGCUGACUCUACAGCUGCUGGUUGGCUGCUUCCAAUCCCAACGCUGCUGCCGAUGACACCUUCCCUGGCAGAUGCUUAGACUCAGCCAUGGAGACUGUUGGGGAGCCCUGGGACAGAGGGGACAGGCAGUGUCCUCCAGCCCCUCCUUUCUGGACUGGCUUCCACCUCUCUGCUCAGUGCUUGGGCUCCACGGCGGGGGGUCAGAGCAUCCCUAAUUUAUGUGUUAUAAAUACGUCAGAUGUACAUAGAGAUCUAUUUUUUCUAAGGCAUUCCCCUCCCCCCUCCUCUCUCACUGAGCACUUGUGGCCAGACUUGUCACCCUGCCUGGCCAGUGAGAGGAGGGCUGCAGCCAGACCCCUCAAGACGGGGGUCCUGGCUCCUAU